This is a messenger RNA of Zychaea mexicana, 1650 nucleotides long. Its product is annotated as T-complex protein 11-domain-containing protein. The transcript has 4 exons. The record is from RefSeq and is a predicted model, not a curated record. Lineage: Eukaryota; Fungi; Mucoromycota; Mucoromycetes; Mucorales; Lichtheimiaceae. The annotation marks the transcript as partial.
GCAAUAUCAACUGCAGCAGCUGUUCUGGAAACGUUUCUAUCAGCACCUAAAGACACAAGUCAACGUCACAGGCGUGCACGAGUAUUUUUGACGGCUUACGUUAUACUUACAUGCCCGAGUGCUAUACUACAAGAAGCAACGAUUGCUCAGCGAAAGCUUUUGAGAGCAGCUGCCAAACGGCUUCUUGUCAACUUUGAGGGUUGGGUCAAUGCGGAAAAUGCGGCAGGACGACCAUCACUCACAAAAAUGCGUACGUUCUGGACGAGCUACGUCAACGUAUUCCAGAACUGGCUCUCUAAUGAUAAAGAGCAGUUGUUAUGCGGCAUGAUUGCCCAUUAUCAAGAGCUACAACAAAUUCGAGACACCCUGAGACGUAAAGCGUACGAUGUUGCAGAGACGGACGACGCAUGCGACGAGAUCGAGUGCCAGCUAAAACAGCUUGAGCAAAAAAUCAUAUCCAUCGACGGCACAGCGCUGGAGCGAAUAAACCAAAAAGUGACAGCUGUAGCAUCAUCACCGGUCGCAUCAGCACCAACGCCACCUAUAUCAGACGACGAAGACAAGUACAGGCCGUCAAAUGAUUCAGCACAAGAUAACAAUGAGCGUGCACAACAUAUGAUGAACGAAACUGCAGUACCAUCAGUAACUGCGCUCACAAACGAGCGAUUAGCACACGAGAUAAUUCUGGAUCCAGAUUUCAAACUUCAGAGGCAGACACCACAAGAGUCUGUCGAACGCCAAGUAGCGGAUAUUGCAACGAGGGCGUAUUUUGAUAAACUUGCUCAAGAUUUGGAGAACGGUGACGCAAACGACGCCAUACCACCACUUUUUGCUGAGAUCCGUGAUCGAUUAUCUAAUCUUGUUAAUCCAUCAACCAAAUCCGAACUGAACGAAGGAAUCGACUUGGUAUUGAUCAAACAGCAGCUCGAGCAGAAUGUCUUUGACUUUGACAAGAUAAUUGAGUUCAUCUUGGAUGCGAUCCAGCGAUCCUGUGCAAGCGUUCGAGAUAAUGCUGUCCGAGAAAUCCGGUAUUUCACUGGUGGCAGCAAUAGCAGCCACAACGUCACGAAACUUCGCCUUAUUUUCGACCUUUUACAAGACAUGACACUCGAUCUUGCAAAUCAUCAGCUGCGCUCGCUCCGACCUCGCCUUUUACCUAUCGCUGUCGAGUAUGGCCGUAACAAAUUUGCAGAGACGAUAAAGGAGCAAGGCCUGACGGAACUACCAAAGACGAAGGCCUGGCUUGGUGAAGCUGCGACUCGUUUACAAGAAACGGCGUCUCAGCGCAAUCCAGAGGGUAUACCAUGCGACAGUAACUUGCUUUCGCGUCAAGAAGUGUACGUAGAAGCUGUUACCUCAUUAAUCAUGUCUUCUGAGCUGAUUAACUCUUCUCCAUGUCCGGAAACACUGCGCCUUGAUACCGGCCGGCUGCAAGAAUAUCAAAAUGAAGCACAAGCAAUUACAAUUGUCGCAGCUCUAUUGAUGCUGGCGCGCAAUUUCGGUGUUCCCCAACAGUGCCAUGGUGAACUAGCCCAGAAACUAUUUGUUUUGCUGGCUCAACCCGGUACGACGAUACCGCCCUGCAAAGCUAUGGGUUGGUCCAUGUACGAGAACCAUUGGAGAAGUUGUGCGUUCGAUUUGCAGCUCUAG